AUGAACCAAGUUGGAAAAGUUGCCUACGAGUUAGCCUUGCCACCACAAUAUCAGCACGUGCAUAAUGUGUUUCAUGUCUCAUUACUCGAGAAGUAUAACCCGGACGCCAAUCAUGUGAUGGAAAGUGAACCAGUGGAGAUUCAAGCUGAUUUGUCAUAUGAAGAACAUCCCGUACAAAUACUAGACCAGCAAGAAAAGAAGCUUAGGAAGAAAUCAGUAAGCUUGGUAACGGUGUUGUGGAGGAAUCCAAAGGUAGAAGAAGCCACUUGGGAGUUAGAGUCUGAUAUGCGGAAUCGAUAUCCUCAAUUAUUCUCAUAG
This is a messenger RNA of Daucus carota subsp. sativus, 318 nucleotides long. RefSeq lists its product as uncharacterized. NCBI's taxonomy places the organism in Eukaryota, Viridiplantae, Streptophyta, Magnoliopsida, Apiales, Apiaceae. The transcript has a single exon. The record is from RefSeq and is a predicted model, not a curated record. The coding region runs from base 1 to 318 and encodes 105 amino acids.